This is a messenger RNA of Leptidea sinapis, 1630 nucleotides long. Its product is annotated as nonsense-mediated mRNA decay factor SMG9-like. The record is from RefSeq and is a predicted model, not a curated record. The coding region runs from base 143 to 1570 and encodes 475 amino acids. Gene Ontology annotation, biological process: nuclear-transcribed mRNA catabolic process, nonsense-mediated decay. The transcript has 8 exons. Lineage: Eukaryota; Metazoa; Arthropoda; Insecta; Lepidoptera; Pieridae.
UCAAUUCUCAAAGUCAAAUAACAUUUCGAAUUUCGAUAAUAUUAUUUGUUAGGUACUUUAGUAAUAUUUAAGAUAUAAGAAAAUCAAUACAUGAUAUAUUCAUAAUAAAAAUAAAUUUUUGAUCCUUGCUAACAUACUAAAUAUGGCUGAAAAGAAAAAGAAAGUAUUGUCAAUUAAGGAUAACACCACAUUAGCCCAUAAGAGACCAGUUAUAUUAAAGUCGGAGAGGGAUACAAAAGAUACAGGGAAAGAUAAGGAAAAACAGCCUACUAUUAUAUUGAAAACCCGUGAACAGAGUGCACCCAAGGAUGAGAGACCUGUGAGUCCAAAAACACCAGCUGCUGAGGAAGGGCAAAACAUAUCUAAAAUUGCACAAAAUGAGUCCAAAGAGAAGAAGGAGCAAAAACCGAGUCCUCCUUUGAAAAUGAUGAGUGAACCUAUUAAAUUAUUAGAUGAAAACUUUGAAUUUAAUAAUGCAGCUCUUGAAUUUCUAAAUGAUAACAAUAGCCACUAUUUGGUUAUUGGCAUUAUAGGUACCCAAGGUGUCGGUAAAUCAUUAGUUUCAAAUCUUAUCAGUCAAAACACAUCCUCCGACAUCUGUGAGAAAAUACAGAAAUCACAUGAAUUUACUGAUCAAACUACAGAAUUCAUAAGUGACAUGUCAGGCUUAGAAAGUCAAUUGGAAAGUCUGAAUGUUCAAGAUCCAUCCAAUAUAAAAGAAGACCCACACACUGAUCCUGUAUUCAAAUUCAAAAUGCAAAACAUGGAGCAAAUUGAAAGGGGUGUACAUUGCACUAGAGGUGUUGAUAUGUACAUAACAAAAGAUCGUGUUAUCAUCCUAGACUGCCAACCGCUGUGGUCUCCAUGUCUGAUAGAGACCAAUGCAAAUGUAGUUACCUCCAGAAGUGCUAAUAUCGUUACGGUGGAUUGUCUUCAAGUGGCAUCAUAUUUGAUGGCAAUUUGCCAUGUACUUGUUGCCAUUCAGGAUUGGUUUGUCGAUUACAAUUUUAUCAGAUAUAUUCAAACCGCAGAGAUGUUGAAGCCGUCCCUAUCAGCAUCCACUUCAUCCAGUGUGAGUCAGGAAGCAUCCGAGACCACAUCUGUUGGAGAAUCUCAUCCACAUCUACUGCUCCUUCACAAUAGAUGCCAACUGGAAGAUUUCACACCUAGUUCCGUCAGGAAUAUGCAGGAUCUUUAUAGAAAAUCUUUCCAGAGAUCUAACUUGCAGUUGAAGUCCGGAAUGUAUUUGUACAGUGAUUCGAACAAAAAUGGAUUGAACGUCGAUAGUGUUUGUAAAUCAUAUGAUAUAGGCAAAUGCGGGUCUCCAAUCAAUUUGUUUUUAUUACCGGAGAUCUACAGUGAUUAUGAUAACAAAGAAAUAUACCGUGGACAUCCAUCGUUCGAAGAGUUAGCAAAGCGCUUAAGGUGGAUGCUGAUGGGGGUAAACAGACAUCAAAUAACCAAUGUUCCAAACCUAUCUGAGAGAGGCUGGUACCACUUUUGUAAUAAAGCUUGGGAGACCAUCAGAAAGUGUACAUUCUUCUUGGAAUACGAAAGGUUUUUGCCGUGAUAACAACAAUGUAUGUAGAUAUGGAUAGGAUUAAGAUAAAUAAAAAUUCUAUGCCAUGGA